AUGGCCUCGCUAUCGCGUUCGCUCUCAGCUAUAGGCUGCCGCGUCGAGGACCUGCACCCUGUGGCUGUGCUGCGCAUCUUCUACCUCGCUGCGUCUCUUCUUAUCCUCAUCAUUCAGGCUGUUCCUGCCCUGCGCUCGCGCUUUCUUGCUUAUGGCUCCCGCGUCACCGGCGUGAGCGGGAGGAAGGAGCCACCCGUUCAGCAGUCGGUUCUCACUCGUACCCUCGACUACGCUGCGUCGCUACAAGUGCCCCACAACUACUUCACCCAUUUCUACAUCACGUCCGUGCUCUCCUCUCUGUUAUGGGCAUGGAGACUGCACGUGUGGGAAUCAGGUAGGCAGCAACAGAUCGUCUGGGCGCUCCUGCUGCUUCAAGGCCUGCGACGCAUGCUCGAAUCGUACGCAUACACCUCGACGAGCAAGAGCCGGAUGUGGUUCGCCCACUGGAUUCUAGGUCUUCUCUUCUACCUCACGAUAAACAUGGCCAUCUGGGUUGAGACACCCAGCAAUGCGGCCGGCAACUGGGCAUUUGUGCCGGGAGUGGUCACCGCGCAGAUGCUGCAACACUCCUACCACAGCUACCUCUACCGCCUCCGCACCGAGAGCAACGGCUACCAGCUUCCCUCGCAUACCGUAUUCCCGAACCUACUCUGCCCGCACUAUACCUGCGAGGUCGUCAUCUACGCGCUAUUAUCGCUCAUAGCAGCUCCUGAGGGCAGCUGGGUCAAUUGGACACUGGUCUGCGCGACUACAUUUGUCGCUACAAACUUAGGCGUGACGGCCGUCGGAACGAAGGAGUGGUACGUGGAGAAAUUCGGUGCCGCCAAGGUAGGUCCGCGGAAGAGAAUGGUCCCUGGUAUCUGGUGA
Messenger RNA from Alternaria viburni, 867 nucleotides. RefSeq lists its product as uncharacterized. Gene Ontology annotation, molecular function: 3-oxo-5-alpha-steroid 4-dehydrogenase activity. The coding region runs from base 1 to 867 and encodes 288 amino acids. Gene Ontology annotation, biological process: dolichol-linked oligosaccharide biosynthetic process; polyprenol catabolic process. The transcript has 2 exons. Gene Ontology annotation, cellular component: endoplasmic reticulum. The record is from RefSeq and is a predicted model, not a curated record. NCBI's taxonomy places the organism in Eukaryota, Fungi, Ascomycota, Dothideomycetes, Pleosporales, Pleosporaceae.